Molecule: messenger RNA, 1644 nt
Organism: Menidia menidia (Atlantic silverside)
Lineage: Eukaryota; Metazoa; Chordata; Actinopteri; Atheriniformes; Atherinopsidae
Source: the annotation of a GenBank genome assembly
AUGGCAGCCAACAGUUUCCAGCUUUGUACAGAGGAGGAGCUCCGGCAGAUUGAUCCGCCGCUGUCAUCGAUAGAGUCCCUCCACCUCAGGGAUGAAGCCGUGGUCAUGAAUGAGAACGCUACACGCACGGGGGAUAAUCCUGACCCUUAUCCUAUGGCUCCUGUGAUGAUGUCAUCACUGCUUGACCAAUCACAUCAGAAGGCAGACGUGCCCACGGCUUCAAGGGCUGAGCCUCCACCAGCAGAUGAAGAGCUCCCGCUGGUAGAGGAGGGUCAGAGCAGCGCUGCGGUGCAUUCUGGCAGACGGGCCGACUUCCAGCAGGACCUCUCUUUGCACGUUGGAGAAGAGGAUGGGACCCUUGCUCUAAAAAGCAACAUCAGCAAGAAAGGAGAUUUUCAAUUGGAAGGCAAUUCAACUAAAGCGAUGGCAGCCUAUGACUGCAGUGCUGACGACCAGCUGGCCAACGCAGAGUGGUUCUGGGGCAACAUCAGCAGAGAAGAAGUCAAUGAAAUGAUGAGAAACACCCCAGAUGGCACAUUUCUGGUCCGAGACUCCUCAAGUGGGAUUAAAGGGGAAUACACUCUGACAUUACGAAAAGACGGCUACAACAGGCUAAUAAAAAUCUUCCAUCGUGAGGGGAAGUGCGGCUUCUCGGAGCCUCUGACUUUCCCUUCAGUGGUGGAGCUCAUUCAGUACUAUCAGAAGAGGUCUCUGGCCCAGUACAACUCCAAACUGGACACGCAGCUGCUCUACCCACUGUCCAGACACCAGCAGCAGCAAGCUGUGAUGGAGGUGGACAUUGAUGCGGCUGGAGAACAGCUGAAGAUGUUUCAGGAUCGAUACAAAGAGAAGAGUCGAGAGUACGACCGCCUCUUUGAGGAACUGAACCAAACCUCCCAGGAACUCCAGAGCAAGCGGACAGCAAUUGAGGCAUUCAGUGAAAUCAUUCGGAUAUUUGAAGAGGAGUGCAAUACUCAGGAGCGCUUCAGCAAGGAAUACAUCGACAUGUUCCUCACGUUAGACAGCAGCACAAAAAAUGACAAGAUUCAGAGUAACUCGGACGAACUGCAGCUGAGGGUGGAAGAGAUCCACAACAGCAAGAAGAAGUUGGAAGAGGAGCUGAGGAAGAAGGCUGUGACUCACAUGGAGGUGGACAGGAAGCUGAGCACCCUAAAGCCGGACCUUGUGCAGCUCAGGAGGAUCAGAGAUCAGUACCUGCUCUGGCUCACUCAGCAAGGCACCCGGCAGAGCCAGAUUGACGAAUGGAUGGGUUUGAGGGACGAGGAAGAAGACCCCUACACCCUGGAGGAUGAAAUGCACCAGGAGGAGAGGAGCUGGUAUGUUGGCAGCAUGAGACGCAAAGAGGCAGAGGAGCUGCUCAGAGGGAGGAGGGACGGGACAUUCCUAAUCAGAGACAGUCAGACCCAGAGAGGCUCCUUCGCCUGCUCUGUUGUAGUGGACGGGGACGUGAAACACUGUGUGAUCUACCGGACGUCCACAGGAUACGGCUUCGCCGAGCCCUACAACCUGUACUCAUCGCUCAGGGAGCUCGUCCUCCACUACAGACACACAUCCCUGAUCCAGCAUAACCAGCAGCUGAAUGUAACCCUGGCCUGGCCCGCUCUCAGCCAGCAGCCCAGCUGA